AUGAGGGAUGACAGAAAGGAAAUCCACAGAGCUUUACGGAGCAGAGACGCAUUGGGACGGGACACGAGAGAGACAGAGAUCAGAGAUUCAUUCACAGACAUCAGCGCUGAGAGAAAGAAGGGAAGAGAGUGAGACAGACGGAGAGCAAGAAAGAAAGACGAAGAAAGACGAGACGAUAAUAAAGGACAGGGAACAGGAAUGGGACUGCUACGUGUUGCAGAUUUGGUGACGGGGCGGAGCAGUGAGGAGAAGGAGGCGGAACAUGUGUGUGUGGAGGUUGGGGAGUACGAGUCUGCCGUUACCCGCGAGAAACAGGACGGGACACACACACACACACUCCUGAGUGACAACACACAGGACACACAACACAACCUCAAACUCAAUGUGGACGUAUCGGGGCAUCUGAAGUUAGAGACAGUUGAUGAUCUGUACAACAUCCUGCAGUUCAGACAGAAGAGGAAAGAGAGGAAGAGACAAAUACAUCAGAAACAACCUGAACCCGAGAUCCUGCCUGAAAUUGUGGAUGAAUCGACAUUUUUAACAGCUGUAGCAGAAAAUAAAUUGGCUGUGGUGGAGAAGUUUCUCUCUGAUGGUGGAGACCCAAACACUUCUGAUCAUUUUGAGCGCUCUGCUCUGCAUAAAGCGUGUUAUCAAGGUCACGUCGACGUCAUGAAGAAACUCCUCGAGGCCGGAGCGUCCAUAGAGAACAAAGACAAGUUGGAUGCGACAGCAGUACACUGGGCAUGUAGAGGAGGAAGUCUUCCUGCACUGGAGCUGCUGCUUAAUGAAGGAGGGAAACUGAACAGCAGAGACAAAUUACUCAGCACGCCGCUCCACGUGGCAGUUCGGACGGGUCACCUCGAGUGUGCAGAGCAUCUGAUCCACUGCGGAGCCGAUAUUAACGCUCGAGACAGAGAGGGAGACACACCAUUGCAUGACGCAGUGAGGAUCAACAGGUUCAAGAUGAUCAAACUGCUGCUGAUGUACGGCGCUAACAUCAAGAGCAAAAAUAACGAUGGAAAGACGCCGAUGGAGUGUCUGCUCUUGUGGCAAAGCGGCGCUAAAAACAUCCUGAGCGACUUUAAAGACGAGACGCAAUCUGUUACUGAGUGAAGAGAGAGAAGACAUUAACGUCGUCGUUAAAACAGCGUUGAGAGGGACAUAACGGCAGGGUUCAUUACAUCUGAUUCACUUUCAAUCGGACGCACAGUGAUGAUAAUUGCUGGCCAUUUCAUUGAUAUUAUUUCUAUGGAAAUUUCUAUGCGAACGUGUUUUCAAUGGAGGUGAAAUAUUAAUUUCCGCUAAUGGUCCGUGAGGGAGAGGAACAGGAAGUUGAUGGAUUUGGAAAAGCUCUUAAUGUGCUUUCUGGAUGUUUCUUGACUUGAUGACGGUGUUCGGCUGCACAGUGACGCUUUUUAUUUCACAACUAAAGCACUGAAAUGUUUAUACAAAUAUUUUAGAUUUUGGAUUGAAUGAUGUUGAAUAGUCUGUGAAUUUAAUUCUCCUUAAGUUUCUUUACUUUAUUUUGGUGUGUGUGUGUGUGUGUGUGUGUGUGUGUUUGUGUGUGUGUGUGUGUGUGUGGUGUCAGCAGUUAUCAUGUGUCUCGUCACUGUCAGUACGAUGAUGAUGAUGAUGAUGAUCAGAAAGUGAUGACAGGUUUGAGGAUGUCGACUGAUUUACGAGCAGAUUUUCAAAAGGAAUGGUUGUGUUCUGAUAUCUUUGCUUAAUUUGUAUUUUUACUUUUCCUUUCAAUGUAAUUAUUCCAACUUGCUCGAUUCCAUUUUGAUUAAGUACUUUUGCUUCGUUUAUUUGUCGUACGUAUAUGAAUAAAAAAUUUUUUUGCUUGUUUUGCUUUGAAA
Messenger RNA from Ictalurus punctatus (channel catfish), 1859 nucleotides. It is a transcript of the gene ankrd1a, whose product is annotated as ankyrin repeat domain 1a (cardiac muscle). NCBI's taxonomy places the organism in Eukaryota, Metazoa, Chordata, Actinopteri, Siluriformes, Ictaluridae. Bases 199 to 1113 code for a protein of 304 amino acids. The record is from RefSeq and is a predicted model, not a curated record. Gene Ontology annotation, molecular function: RNA polymerase II-specific DNA-binding transcription factor binding. The transcript is spliced from 9 exons. Gene Ontology annotation, biological process: regulation of transcription by RNA polymerase II. Gene Ontology annotation, cellular component: nucleus.